This is a messenger RNA of Suillus subalutaceus, 731 nucleotides long. RefSeq lists its product as uncharacterized. The transcript has a single exon. NCBI's taxonomy places the organism in Eukaryota, Fungi, Basidiomycota, Agaricomycetes, Boletales, Suillaceae. The record is from RefSeq and is a predicted model, not a curated record. The annotation marks the transcript as partial.
GGAAGAUUCAACAUCUGUUGGCGAAUAUGAUCGCGCGGGCUGAGGCCUGAGGGUCUCACCAGGGCAUCCAAAAUUCCCGAAUAACUCACUAGUCAAAAGACUUGCUGUCACUCUCUGACAUUGCCCUGUCACCCGAGUCACCUCCAAAGCUCGCUGCACGUCCGUACCAUCAGUAUAUUUUGUAACGAGAAGACGUUCAUGUCGCUCUCUAUGGGUCAAGGGGGUCAUCGAGCGUGAUUCCAAUGUGAACGAGCCCGAACAGGGUUUAUCGGAGCCUGGUGACUUCGGUUUUAGAAUCUAGGAGCGACUUCUAUGUCAUGUUAGGUUGCUGGUGCCCGUGUUGCUAGUCUCUAGAGGAAGGAGAAACUGGGACAUAUUGUGUUCCAGCCCUGAACACGGAGUCCAUGCAGCGGUUCGAUGGUAUUAUAAUAUUGGCGAGUCUAAUUCCUGUGCAAAUUUUAACGCUGGCUAGUAAUAAUUAUUGCAACCCCUUGCCGCGCCUUUUCUGGGGCGUCAAUGCUCUGUCUGCUAUAUGUGAUGUCCUUCGAAUGUUCACUGAAGUGUACAUCAUUUUGCAGAGGAAGCGCAGAACAUUCGGAUCCGUCGAUCCCGGGGAUCACCGGUGGGCAAUUGGCGCUCUUCCCGUGCGUAUUUAUCUCUUUAUUGCGAGCUCACUAUUACCUUUUGGGAGGGCAGAUAUCAAAAUGACCACGAGCACGGAACCGCAGAAC